This is a messenger RNA of Phragmites australis (common reed), 1569 nucleotides long. Its product is annotated as probable xyloglucan endotransglucosylase/hydrolase protein 30. Gene Ontology annotation, molecular function: xyloglucan:xyloglucosyl transferase activity; hydrolase activity, hydrolyzing O-glycosyl compounds. The record is from RefSeq and is a predicted model, not a curated record. Gene Ontology annotation, biological process: xyloglucan metabolic process; cell wall biogenesis. Gene Ontology annotation, cellular component: apoplast; cell wall. Bases 335 to 1381 code for a protein of 348 amino acids. Lineage: Eukaryota; Viridiplantae; Streptophyta; Magnoliopsida; Poales; Poaceae. The transcript has 2 exons.
ACAGAUAAGCUCCGACGAUGAUCAGACCAAUUUGGCCCAUCCAAGUUUCCGUCGAUCAUCAAUCAGCCGCUGCGUGCCUCGCGCGCUUGCUUCCUAUCUUGCAUCAAUCUCGAUCAUCAAUCAGCUGACCAAUUCGCAUCGAUCCAUCGGUCGCGUAUAUAUAUUCGCCUCCUGCAAGAAUCCAUUGGCGGUCGCUCCCGUCACUUUCCUCACUCCAUUUUUCUUUGCUUGUGCCACCUAUCCUACUUUCCCUUGCUAAAAGCAGAGACAGACGCGUGCAGUGCGGUGGUGCGCGACCCAAGAAAUCGAUCGUCUUCUUCUUCUUCGGUGGGCCAUGGCGGCGGCUGCCUUGCGGCGGGCGAUGGCAGUUGCCUUGGUCGCCGUGGCGCUCUCGGCGGCGCGCCCGCUGGUGGCUGCGUUCGAGGAGGGGUUCUCGCCGCUGUUUGGGGAGGCCAACAUGGAGCGUUCCCCGGACGGGAGCACCUUGCGCCUCACCCUGAACCGCUACUCCGGCUCCGGCUUCAUCUCCUCCGACUACUACCACCACGGCUUCUUCAGCGCCUCCAUCAGGCUGCCCAAGGACCACACCGCCGGCGUCGUCGUCGCCUUCUACCUGUCUAACGGCGACAUGUUCGACAAGAACCACGACGAGCUGGACUUCGAGUUCUUGGGCAACCGGCAGCGUCACGAGUGGAAGCUGCAGACCAACGUGUACGGCAACGGCAGCACCGACCGGGGCCGCGAGGAGCGGUACCUCAUGCCCUUCGACCCCACCGCCGCCGCGCACCGCUUCUCCAUCCUCUGGUCCUCCCGCGUCGUCAUCUUCUACGUGGACGGCGUGCCCAUCCGCGAGGUGCCCCGCUCUGUUGCCAUGGGCGGCGACUACCCGUCCAAGCCCAUGGCGGUGUACGCCACCAUCUGGGACGGCUCCACCUGGGCCACCGACAACGGGCGCUACAAGGUGAACUACAAGCGCGGGCCCUUCACCGCCGAGUUCUCCGACCUCGUCCUCCGCGGCUGCCCGGCCGGCGCCGUGAGGCACGACGACCAGCCCACGCAGCUGCGGCUCGCGUCCGCGGACAACAGGGACCGCUGCGCGGGGGUGGAGUUCGAGCUGAUGACGGCGGAGUACGCCAUCAUGACGGCGCGGAAGCGGAUGGCGAUGCGGCAGUGGCGGCAGCGGCAGAUGCUCUACACGGUGUGCUACGACACCAACCGGUACCCUUGGCCGUUCCCCGAGUGCGACGUCAACGUGGCCGAGAGACAGAAGUUCUGGGAGUGGGGCGAGUCCAAGGUCGUCCGCCCGCGCGUCCGCGGCCGCGGCCGCUCGCGGCGCCGCCCACCACCGCCGGCGCUGGUCUCGCUGCAGCAAGCCGACUGAUCAUCAUCGGCUUAGCCUGACGUGCACGUUCACUAGACUUGGCCCGUUGCUACGGGCCGUCCGAUCAGAUUGUACUAGUACUAAUUGGUUACCCUACCCAUUAUCCUGACCUGACCAUUCCGCAUGUAUUAUAUAUGGAUUUUUUUAUUGGACAAGUUAAACGAGUGACCUCGCUUAUUUAUGGUUCA